CCGUGUAAUUGUGUAUUUCUUUGGCAGCUACUUAGGCUAGCUUAGCAAAUAUGUUGUUAUUUAUUUAUUAUCUUUAUGCGGAUUACGGGACAAUCCCGAAUAGUAUUUUAUAACAUUGAGUUUAUACGUUUUACACACAAGAUUGACAUAUAUCAAUUUGCAUCACGGUUUAACCGAAACUGGAAAGUGACUGAGACAGGUCACAGAGUGAGAGUAAAUGUGAAUAUAAUCCCCGCACUUCGAUGAAUCGAGUGUCUUGUGAAAUACAAGAGAGGGAGCCAAGAUACAAGAUUGUGUAUGUGACUUAUGUACCGUUGAACUAGCUCCAAGAAACGGACUUGCUAGGGUUAGAGACAAUCGGUCGCUCGUCGGGCUACCGUUGUACGUGUGGUGCCAGGUGUGCAUCACUGGCGUGCGGUAUACUAUAUACUAUAGACGCAUAUCACACAACUAUUCUCUUGAAGAUAAAAAGUUCACAACUAGCCAGUAACACGAGCGACCAUGGCACCUCAACAUAAAUCUUCAAUCUGGUUCUAUGCCACCUCUUGGCUAAGCUAUUUCUUCUGGCACAUGUUUAAAUGGCUCCUAAGGAGAAUUACUGGAAAAUGUGAAUUACAGCGAAUUUGUUACAACCAUCGGGAAGGAGCACCCAGAACUAUGAGAAUUGAAAAAUCACUGAGAUGUUCCAAAAGUACAUUACUACAAAAUGUGCUGUCGAGAGAGCAACAUGGCAGUGUGCAGGAGUGUGUUUCACAGGUGAUGAAGCUAAAAGUCAUCAAUCAAGAAGCACAUCCAAUAUUUGCUCUAAGAUUUGGGCAAUGCCUUGAGCAGAUCUGGUCUUACCAAGCACUGGUGAAGGAGGUGGAGAUGACCCGGCUACUGCGGUACGAUUCCCUUAAUGAAACUCAUGAAACACUUCUGAUGGAGCUGUGGUGUAAGCUAGUACCUGAAAGACAACUACCUAGCAGGAUUACCAAGGAAUGGUCAUAUAUUGGGUUUCAAGGAGAUGACCCAGCAACAGACUUUCGAGGCAUGGGCAUGCUGGGUCUUCAUAAUUUGCUGUUCUUUGCAUCACAGUAUAGAAAUGCUGCACGUCACGUUCUCCAGCGGUCACAUCACCCCAAGUUUCGAUAUUCUCUCGCAAUAGUGGGAAUCAAUAUAACAAGUAUGGCCUAUCACUUGUUGUGCUGCGGUGCACUUAAAAAUCAUAUGUACAACACUGUGAUUGGAGCUCCGUCACUUCUACACUUUCAUCUGACAUACAGUUACUUGCUGUACGAAUUCGACAAGUUCUGGUUUGCCGAGGAACCGGCAGACAUCAUGGAGUUCAGCCGGGUGCGCGAGAAAUUCCUCAGUCAAGUCUCAGAGUACUUACAGAGCGAAUAUGCAAGGCUGAAACUUGACAUUAGUGAUGAGAACAUGCUUGCGCCCGAUCAGGGUUAGGAUCUUGUAAAGCCUAUUGCCUUAAUUAGUUGCCAUUGUUUCUGUUCUUGUUCCCAUUAUAAUCCUUGUCAUUAUUUUGUACAGCGUUGUCCUUGCUAGAGUAUUUAUUACCAUGAAUGUGUUCAUUUGUGAACACACAAUUUCACAUGUAGCCUGUAACAUCGGUGCCUCGUAUGGAACUGUCAAAUGCGUCAUCAAAUGAGUGAUGUAGCCCAUAGUUGGAAUGUUAUUGCAGCGUUAAUUAAAUGUUAAGUAAUUUAUUUGCAAAUAAGUCAUGCAUUACGAUGCAACAAUGAUCUCUUAUGUCUUAAAAAUCCUUGAUCUUUUAUUAUGUCAUUAAAUUGUAAACUUCAUAUAAAACUGUGUUAUGAAGUGUAGUUUAGUUACCCAGCUAAACUAGGUAAUUAUAUUUGAGCCAUUUCAUUCAUAAACUUAUUUUAACAUAAUCGUGAAUUAUGUCAGGUCAGGAUUAAAGCAGCUAUAGCCAAGAAUGUUCACUUUUAUUUUUCUGCAUUUGAUUUAUUAAGGAACAGCAUGUUACCAUUAAGAAAAAAAUGUAUAAAUAUGUUGGUGUCAGUGAUGACAUCAGAUCACACAUGUUCACCCCACACUUCCUCAGACAAGCCAAUGUGUUCCCUAGCAACUGCUGCACAAUAGCGCACAAGCAACCCCAUGCUUCACAGAAUGGAGCAUCCUUUUUCUUCCCCGCCCUCUGCCUGAACUACAAUCUGACGUGUGUGGGAACAUGCUGUCAUGUUUACCGGUGUCAUUUCUUUAUGAAAAAGGAUUACAGUAUUAUGUUAUAUAGAUGAUUAGGAGCGUUUGAUUUUAUUCACUCCUGAAAUAAUUACACCUUGCUCAUUGGAAAUAUCUGGUUGUACUGCUUUAUCUACUAUAAACUCAGAAAAGAUAUGUUUAUUCAUUUUUGCAAUGAAUGGUUGCACUCAUGUUAAAAAUAAUUUGCAGGAUACAGAUUACAGUAUGCUAUUGAAGUGUGUGGCCGUUUUUUUGGAACGAGUUGUGAUACACAUUAUGUGAUUGUAGUCAAUUUGUAUGUACUUCUUAAUUAUAUUUAAUGUUUACAUUCUUUUUCACAAUGGUGGCUAAUUCUUCAUAAUGUAUAUAUGUAUGUGUGUAUGUAUGUACUAUAUAUAUAUAUAUAUAUAACACAUAUAUCACAAUAUCUAUUCACGCUAUUAAGCAUCUGCAUGUGGUGUUUACUUGAUAACAGAUAUUACUCGGACACCAUAACUUUGAUGCAUUUAGAUGAAUUCUGUAAUGUGAAAAAGAGCUUGCCUUCCUAAAAAAUCCAAAUCAGUUUGUUUCGAUUUUUUGUUAAGAUUUCAUGCAGCUGAACUUCUGUCCAUGUAUGAAAGUGAUGACACCAGAGUAACAAGUAGACACCAAUGUGAACAGUUAUUGAAGCAACGCAGUGCAUAGUAAAUACUGUGUAAUUUGUUAAUUAAUUGCUUGUUUAUGUGGUAUGUGCUAUCAUCCCAUAGUACUCGUGGCAAGGCCAUUAAGAUAUAUAUAUAUAUUCAAUAAAUGUAUAUCACAAACCCAUAUUAUUCAUGUCUAGCAAAUAAACCAAAGUUAAAAAUAAUACACAAAUAAUACACUAAA
Messenger RNA from Priapulus caudatus, 3066 nucleotides. RefSeq names its product ELMO domain-containing protein 2-like. Bases 502 to 1443 code for a protein of 313 amino acids. The record is from RefSeq and is a predicted model, not a curated record. Gene Ontology annotation, molecular function: GTPase activator activity. The transcript has 9 exons. NCBI's taxonomy places the organism in Eukaryota, Metazoa, Priapulida, Priapulimorpha, Priapulimorphida, Priapulidae.